CAAAUGCAUAUGAACGAUUAUUUACUCAACUUUUUGAAAUUAUUGAAAAUUUGAAUAAAAUUUCUGUAAAAUUUUAUCAUAUUGAUAGUAUAAAUUGGAAAUGUAUUCUAGGCGAUCUUGAUGCAAGAAAUUUAAUGGCCAAAGAUUUUAAUAAUGAAGUUUAUACAUUAGCAGCAUCAAUUUCAUCUAAAUCUAAUGUUGAAGAGGUUUAUAAAUGCUUUAAAAAAUUGAAAACUUUGAUGAUCAAUGAAUUAUAG
Molecule: messenger RNA, 257 nt
Organism: Funneliformis caledonium
Lineage: Eukaryota; Fungi; Glomeromycota; Glomeromycetes; Glomerales; Glomeraceae
Source: the annotation of a GenBank genome assembly